UUGUCUUAAACGAUGUAAACACUGAGCUUAAUGUUGAUGCUACUAGCUUCAGGGGUGUUUCUUAGGACUUAGGAUUUCUAAGUGCAGAAAUCUUAUGUCAGAGUAGAAUUCAAAAGAUAGAAACUGCGGUAAAUAAUACACCACAUAAUGUACAGUAGAAGUAGCUGCUGUUAUACGAUCAUGUUUAAGGGACAAGGCCUCCAUAGGGAUCAGGGUCUCCAAAUGUUUUCUGAGGUUCCAUGUCUGAUCGUAACACGACUCAAUACCAUUAAUAAUAGAUUGCAUGCAUAAUAUAUCCUUCUCGAAUGCUCUGGAAGAAAACUCAUUGAAAAGAUCUGAAAUACUUUCAAGGUCAUUCGCUGGGAUGGACGAACAGCUAUUUUGUUUUUUCCAAGGAAAACCCAUGGAUUUGGGAAAAUCUGCAGGAAGCUGAAAGAAUGGUGAAUGCAAAUGCCAGAGUAAUUCAAAAGCUAAAAAGGGUAGCGAUGUAGUUGGUUUAAAUGUAUUGCACAGCAAAAAACUGUGGUCAUACUGUAAGCCUGUGAACAGCAAUGCUACCAAAUAACUGUGAAUUGACUAGGAGGUGGAAAAAUCUCAUAAUUUAUACGAUGGACUGGAGAUUGCUCAUCUAUCUGAGAUGCAGUGAGAAUUAAGCUUCUGUAUUUGACAGUAAACUGGACGUCUCUGGAGCAACAGUGAACCCUGCUGUUGUACAGUCAAACUUCAGCUUAUUUAUCAAGGCAAAAGGCUCCACAUUUCUGUGAAAUGGAUUGUUGAAAGUAUAUAUUCUUCACUGGUCUUUCAGGGUAGAUAAUUACAAGCAUGUGACGCAUGCAAUUAAUGAAGAUAUUAUUACAUACAGACUAUGAGGGUCGCACAAGCUUCCUCAGAAGAAAAUACAUCAAUGAGAUUGAUUUGUUCUAAUUAUAUUCAUUUAAGUCACCUCAUACACUGACAUGGCAGCUCUCUUUUCGAUGUAAGGAACCAAAUAAUUUUGGUAAAUCAAUUCUUGUCAAAUGAAAGUAAAACAAUAUUGGGUUAUAAAACUGACCUUGAAGGUCUUUAUUUAUACGUUUUCUUUAAACUAGCCCUUCCAGCCUAUAUAAGCUUCAAUCAAUUCAUUUAGAGAGAUCAUCAAGUAAGACAACGCCCAAUUUGGAAUGGGGCAAUUAAAAAAAAGGAGAUUUUAAAACUCUGUACUUAAAGUCUACACUUUGUGUUCACGGCAAAUUGUGUCAACUUGUUAGGCUACCCAUCAAACGUCAGCAUAGUAAGCAUGCUGACAUUAACAUUUAGGUCAAAGAGCUGGUGUUCAGCCGUUCUGAGUGGAUGGCAUGCUUGUAGACUCUUAGUGUUGUUUCCUAUUACCUACAAACUACAAGCAAUGCAUUUCUACAUCGCUUAACACGUCAUACACUAUCUUACACAGCAAACACCUCGAGGCAUUGACUGAACACAGGCUGGACAGGCUGCAACCUACUUUUUGUGUCAUCAGUCAUUGGCCAAAGCAGUGACUUCUCUAAACUGCUGCUGCAAUCGAGGUAACAGGAAUGAUUGAAACGUUUAUUUAAUUUAAAAAAAGAGUCAAAUGAUGUAAGGGAUUCCAUGAUCUUUCAAUCCAGUUCCGUUUAAGACUGCCAUCUAGUGUCCACUUGCAAUACUGCAUGCAAUUAAGCAAGUAAUUCAAGUUUACUAAAAAGUAACCAACGUGCUAUAAAGCUUUGAUGUUUACCGUUACGCUUGGUUCCUGCGUCCCUAAGUGGUUUGUUUCAAGCCAAUAGGUGAUACAUAUAAUUGAUCAGGUGUGUGCUCUGUGCAAGUAAAAAGCCUGCACAGGUAGAUAUGUGCUAAAGCACAGGAGGUACCGGUGAAGCAUAUGCUUAUAUAUCCUGCUUCAGGGUGAAUCCAACUGUAUCUCCGUGGCUGAACAGCUGAUAGACACAUCACUUUUUAGGAAAAGUGUGGAUGCGAGUCAUAAAACAUCGUCCUUUAGGGUUGCCUAUUCUCGACCAACCGCAUUAACGCAGUGUUAGCGGUGGGAUCCGUGAGCUAAAUCGAGCACACCUAUCUCGAGCAAGGCCCGCCUUCUCGGCAUGUGCUCAUCCGGGUACUUCUUGUUUCACCACGUAACCCACAUGUAACUUGACCCCCAAAACUCCGAUUUGCUGCCUUAUCAGAUACUUUAGGGGUCGUCUUUCUUUUAUGUUGCGAAAACUUUCACAGCAUAUGACAGAAAGAUACAAUUCAUAAUAUUGAUAACAGGAGGAGGAAAGCACGUUAUGUACACGUGACGGAUAACGCGUUGCGUAACGGUGGAUUCUGACCAAUCAGAGCGCUCCGUUCGUUGCCCCCCUCGUGACCACACCGGCGGAGACACUGGAAGGACGUUAUCGGUGUCAGACGCGUCAACCCGGCGUUACCAUGUUGUCAACGUCGUAGUGGACUCGGAUGUGCGGGACCUUUGUGCGGACCAACGUUACGCGCGUAGACGAACUGGGGGAAUUUCAGCGUCUUCUGGUUGUUGUUUUUUUUUCGAGCUCGCGGGGCUUCACCCUCGCUCGUGCGACACCUACCCCAAAAUAAAACCGCUCGCCCUCCUACCAUCUUUCUAACCUCACCUGGAAUAAAAAGAGGAACAUGGUGGUCAACACCAUCCACUGGUUCAGGAAGGGACUGCGGCUGCACGACAACCCGUCUCUAAGGGACUCCAUCCGGGACGCGGACUCCCUGCGCUGCGUGUACAUCCUGGACCCCUGGUUUGCGGGCUCCUCCAACGUGGGCAUCAACAGGUGGAGAUUUUUGUUGCAGUGCUUAGAGGACUUGGAUGCCAGCCUGCGCAAACUCAACUCCCGCUUGUUCGUCAUCAGAGGCCAGCCUACAGACGUCUUCCCUCGGAUUUUUAAGGAGUGGCAGACUACUCGUCUAUCUUACGAGUACGACUCUGAGCCGUUUGGCAAGGAACGCGAUGCUGCCAUCCAGAAACUAGCCAGCGAGGCCGGGGUGGAGGUCAUGGUGCGGACUGCUCACACCCUCUACAAUCUGGACAGGAUCAUAGAGCUCAACGACGGUCAGUCUCCGCUCACGUACAAGCGCUUCCAGACGCUCGUCAACCGCAUGGACGCCGUGGAGCUGCCUGCAGAGACCAUCACAGCCGAGGUCGUCCAAAGAUGUGCCACACCACUCAGCAAAGAUCACGAUGACAAGUUUGCGGUGCCCUCCCUGGAAGAGCUUGGUUUUGAGACAGAAGGCCUGACCACCGCUGUAUGGCCGGGUGGAGAAACAGAAGCCCUCAUGAGGCUAGAGCGACACCUGGAGAGAAAGGCGUGGGUGGCAAACUUUGAGAGGCCGCGAAUGAACGCCAACUCCCUGCUGGCCAGUCCCACCGGCCUCAGCCCCUACCUGCGCUUUGGUUGUCUCUCUUGUCGGCUCUUCUACUUCAAGCUCACCGAUCUUUACAGAAAGGUCAAGAAGAACAGCACCCCGCCGCUUUCCCUGUACGGCCAGCUGUUGUGGAGGGAGUUCUUCUACACGACGGCCACCAACAACCCCUGCUUUGACAAGAUGGAGGGAAACCCCGUCUGCGUGCAGAUCCCCUGGGACCGAAACCCAGAGGCGCUGGCCAAGUGGGCGGAGGGGCGGACGGGCUUUCCCUGGAUCGACGCCAUUAUGACCCAGCUGAGGCAGGAGGGCUGGAUCCAUCACUUGGCGAGGCACGCCGUGGCCUGCUUCCUCACCAGGGGAGACCUCUGGGUCAGCUGGGAAGAAGGCAUGAAGGUGUUUGAAGAGCUGCUCAUAGAUGCGGACUGGAGCGUGAAUGCCGGCAGCUGGAUGUGGCUUUCGUGCAGUUCAUUUUUCCAGCAGUUCUUCCACUGCUACUGCCCAGUGGGAUUUGGAAGGCGCACGGACCCCAACGGGGACUUCAUACGGCGUUAUUUGCCCGUGUUGAGAGGCUUUCCAGCCAAAUACAUCUAUGAUCCUUGGAAUGCCCCGGAGGAAGUGCAGAAGGCAGCCAAGUGCAUCGUGGGAGUCCACUACCCGAGGCCUAUGGUGAACCACGCCGAGUCCAGCCGCGUCAACAUAGAGCGCAUGAAGCAAAUUUACCAGCAGCUUUCCAGCUACAGAGGACUGGGCCUGCUGGCAGCAGUUCCUGCCAAUCCCAACAGUGUUGCAAAUGACGGGGUUCUCAAUUCGGGGACCAGUCGUGGUCCGGGAGGCUCCUCUGAAGGCCUCUCCACAUAUACAGCAUCAUUUCCAACAGAAAAGGGAAAUUCCACACAGAAGCGCCGGCGUGAAGAAGACAUUUCCCUCAGAAGCAGCACUAAAUCCUGGAGGCAGAGCAACUAGUGUGAAAACAGAAGAAUACAAAGGGUCCCUCAGUCAUCUGGAUUUCCUCUUCUCUUGAAGUGCCCUCAGCUGACAACAGCAGUAACUGUGACUAACAACUAUAGCUAGAUCCAUAAAUCCAUAACAUGUCUUGGUCUCCAGAUGAUACGUACCACACAUCUCAUGAACCACGGGGGGAAUUCAGCGACAAUGCUGACAUUCAAGAGAGAGAGUUGGACUUUUGAGGUAACCUAUGGUCUUCCAUAAAACGACUUGUCAUCAUCCGCAAUGCGUUUCUUCUCCCCCAUCAACACCCUAUGUCAGUUUGCCGUUGGGGUGAAAGUGUAAUUCAGCAGAUCAGCUGAACGUGUGUCUGAGCAUCACUUCUCAUUAAUUGUCCCAUCCUGAGUUUUGGGACCCAGCAACACAGUUUGAAGAAUAUGGGAGAUUUCUUGUGUGUGACUCAUGUGUGUUAUGAAUGAAAUAACGCACGGUGGUUUACUUUGCUAAAAACAACUCCCUAAAUAUUUCAUAAACAGAAAAUUAUCCGACACCGUCAUGGAUCUGCAUAGUGUGUGGGUUUUUUUUCUUUCUAUUUAGGACACAAAAGCCUGAUGUACAGUAGUAGGGAAUAUUAGGUUGAGAGUUUCACCAGGCCUUUCAUUAUAUAUUUUGUAAAUAACUUUUGUAUAUUUGGUUUUGUGCUUUCGGUUUUGUGCUUUCUUAACUACUUUUGUAUAUAUUUAACCAAAACGUGAAUGUGUGUGCUUUAGUCUCCCAGGUGAUUGUAAAUCAUUAGUUUUUGUAUAAAGACUGACCAAAUUUAACUAUUGAAAUGGCAAAAAAAUGACUAAUGUUGAAUUCUUUUGAUCUUUUUUAUGCACACGUAUACUUAGAUAAUGUGCUGCACAUGCUAUUUUUUCAGAUAUUUUUGAUAAUUAUAAACAUUUAAAUUAGCCUAAGCUAUGUGCACUGGUGCACUCUGAGUUGGUAAGGGGGGCAUUUUCAUUGCAGAAAAUCCAAUGACUUCCUCAUAAGACAUAAAGAAGUGCCUUUGUGGAUGUGCCUACUGAUCAAAGAUAAUAAAGUGCCUUCUAGGAUCCACUUCCAGUGGAGACAUAA
Molecule: messenger RNA, 5445 nt
Organism: Gasterosteus aculeatus aculeatus (three-spined stickleback)
Lineage: Eukaryota; Metazoa; Chordata; Actinopteri; Perciformes; Gasterosteidae
Product: cryptochrome-1
Biological process (GO): entrainment of circadian clock by photoperiod; circadian regulation of gene expression; negative regulation of DNA-templated transcription
Cellular component (GO): nucleus; cytoplasm
Molecular function (GO): DNA binding; FAD binding
Source: RefSeq, a predicted model, not a curated record